AUGAGUAAAAUAAAUGCAAUCGAUGUUAAAGAUGUACAUAUUUUAACUUCAGGGCAGGUUAUUAUAGAUAUAAGUACAACUGUUAAGGAAUUAGUUGAUAACAGCAUAGAUGCUAACGCCAGCCAAAUUGAUAUUAUUUUCAAAAAAUAUGGUAUUGAUUCUGUGGAAUGUUCUGAUGAUGGAAACGGUAUUCAACCUGAUGACUAUAAGAGUUUGACAAUGAAACAUUAUACUUCAAAAAUCGCUAAUUUCCAAGAUAUAACUAAUGUUACUACUUUAGGUUUUAGAGGUGAAGCAUUGUCCUCGUUGUGUGCUAUUUCUCAGGUUGUCGUAACAACAACUGUUAACCCACCUAGAGCAGAUAAAAUUGAAUAUGACAUUAGCGGAAAUAUCUAUUCACAAACCGUAACAUCAAGAAAUAAAGGUACAAGUGUGCAAAUUUCGGAUCUAUUUUAUAAUUUGCCAGUUAGAAGAAAGGAGUUAAUGAAAACAGGUAAAAGACAAUUUACUAAAUGCAUUACCCUUUUACAAAGUUAUGCAAUUAUAAAUACUAACAUUAAAUUUUCAGUUGUGAAUAUAACACCAAGUGGUAAACGUCAACGAGUUUUCUCGACGUUAAGUAACAAAGGAAUGCAGAAAAAUAUAUUAAGCGUGUUUGGCUCAACUAAUUUGCAUGGGUUAGCUGAAGUUAAAUUUACCCUUGAUUUGAACCCUUACAAAUCUCACUUCAGUAAAAGAUAUGAUGAAGAUGAUACAUUUGAUGAUCUGAAUUACACCAUCACCGUUGAAGGUUUGCUUUCCAAAAGUUCCUUUGGUAGUGGUCGCAACAACAAAGAUAGACAAUUUGUAUAUAUAAAUAAAAGACCAAUCGAGUACCCCACAUUAGUAAAAAGUUGCAAUGAAACUUACAGGCAAUUUAAUAAUGUUCAAUAUCCAGCAUUUUUCCUUAAUUUCAUUGUCUCCCCUGAGCUCAUCGAUUUGAAUGUAACACCAGACAAGAGAACAGUGAUUCUGCACAAUGAAAGGUAUGUUAUUGAUCUUUUUAAGGAAGAGUUACUAAAAUAUUUUCAAAACCAAGACUUACAGCUUCCAAAGAAAGAGAUGACAGUUUUAAAAGAAGUUUCUUUAAAAAAUGACUCUAUUGAUAUAUUACCUAACGCUGCUUUGAAAGUCACUGAUGAGGAGAAAAAAAGCAAUUCCUCUUUUAUAGAUACAGAUAUGGAUGACACUGCUACUAAAAAUUAUUCCAGUGAAAUUGACAUUCCAUUUGAUGUAAAUACUCAAAUUCAGAGUUCCUCUCUUGUAGAUACUGACCUCAAACCCAAAUUAAAUAAAGUAGAAAGCCACGUUAAAGUAAUUGAAGGAGAAAGCAUGCUGGAUGGAUCAGUACACAAUGUUAGAGAAUACGAAGAUAAAAUAAAUAGUGCGGAUGAUAUAGAUAAUAGCACAUUCAAUGAGAACCACAGUCCGAAUUCUAAUGUAAAUAAACAGUUAGAUCUACAUUCAUUUAAAAACCCAUUGGCUGAGGAAUUUGAAAACGUUAGCCAGAAUAAACAUAAUGAUAUAGAUCAAGAAGAUGUUGAACAAGUAAUAAUAAAUAUUGAUGGUGAAGUUGAAGAACAUUUCGUUAAAAUAAUUGAAGAUAAAAAGUUGUUGUUUGUGGGUGAUCACGACAGUUAUUCAGAAACUCCUUAUGAGGAUACUGAUAAAUAUAACACAAAUAAUGUUGAAGUUGACAAUUGUGAUAUUUCCAAUGCUGAUUCUCAUGAUGAUUUGGAGGUUGGCUUAUUAAGUCAAGAAACUAACGUAAGAGUCCCUAUCAGAGAUUUUCAUCGUGAUGUUACCACUGAGAAAUUACGAUCCAUAUCCGAUUUUAACGGCAUAAAUUCUACUAAGAAGGAUAAUGGUUUAAUAUAUUCUACUAACUUAUUUAUAAACAAACCCAACAGAGUGUUUGAUGAAGGUGCACAGUUUCUGAAAUAUAUAGAAAAGAUGAAGUUAGUUCAUCAUAGUCUUAGCAUUAAACAAAGUGAUCAUCUGAAUGAUUUAGAGGAAGGUGACAGGUACCUUACCUUAACCGUUAAGAAAAAACAGUUUAAUAAUAUGAAUCUCGUUGGACAAUUUAAUUUGGGUUUCAUUAUUACAACUUGCAACAUUGACGGGAAGUCAAAUUUAUUUAUUGUGGAUCAACAUGCCAGUGACGAGAAAUACAAUUUCGAGACAUUGCAAAAAAACACAGUAUUCAAGUCACAAAAGCUCAUUAGUAGUCUUCCUGUGGAACUGAGCGUAGUUGAUGAAUUAGUAGUCAUGGAAAAUAUUGAAAUUUUUGAAAAGAAUGGAUUUAAGUUAGAAGUUGAUGAUGAUGGAAAUCAAGGUUGUAAAAUCAGGCUAACUAGUCUACCGGUUUCUAAAAGAACAUUAUUUAACAUUGAAGAUUUCAAUGAAUUAGUUCAACUAGUUAAAGUGAAUGAUGGCAUGAAUAAAGAAAGUAUCAAAUGUUCUAAAAUACGUUCCAUGUUUGCGAUGAGAGCAUGCAGAAGUAGCAUUAUGAUUGGGAAACCAUUAAAUAGAAAGGUGAUGAGUAGAGUAGUAAAAAAUUUGAGCACACUUGACAAACCUUGGAAUUGCCCUCACGGUAGACCAACUAUGAGACAUUUAAUGGAAUUAAAGAACUGGGAUUCUUAUAUGGAUGAUUAUACUAUUUAA
Molecule: messenger RNA, 2706 nt
Organism: Tetrapisispora phaffii CBS 4417
Lineage: Eukaryota; Fungi; Ascomycota; Saccharomycetes; Saccharomycetales; Saccharomycetaceae
Gene: PMS1
Product: ATP-binding mismatch repair protein
Exons: 1
Coding region: 1-2706 (901 amino acids)
Biological process (GO): mismatch repair
Cellular component (GO): MutLalpha complex
Molecular function (GO): ATP hydrolysis activity; mismatched DNA binding; ATP binding
Source: RefSeq, a predicted model, not a curated record